UCGCUGACCAUGACUGCCUCACUCCUCGAACGCCUCAGUCUUCCAAACAACAACUCUGUUGGCCCUGUGCGCACCAGAGGCAACCGCGCCGGGAGCGCCAGCCCUUAUAACCGCAAUCAACGUCCUCCGAAGGGCGACAUCAACAAUACGUGGCGACAUGAUCUCUAUCGCGGGCCAGGCGCCGACAAGGAUCAGACAGGCUCGCUCAGCGCUCGACUGUCAGAUUCGCAGUCCGGUGCACCGAAGAUGAACUUUUCGGGCGCCGAUAGGGCUCUGAGGGAGGCUCUAGGUGAAAAGGGGCUUUCUAUCAAGGGCGCGAGCAAUAGAGGAAACGUGGUUCAGGUUGGAGGGUUAGCACCAGGGACCAGCGCAGCCGACGUAGAGGCCAUCUUCAAGCGUUGCGGGGCAAUAACGAACGCCGUUUUGUAUUCACGAGGUGACCCGCCGAUUGUGCGCGUCACCUUCAAGUUUGAGAAGGAUGCACAGGCGGCCGUCGCCAAGUUCCAUGGGCAGCCCGCGGACGGGCGCCUGCUCGAAGUCAAGAUCAUCGGCGGCGUGAACGCGACGCUUGGCGGGCGCAUCAUGGGCGCCGCCAUAGAGGAGGAUAGUGUGGAUGUGCUUAUGGAGGACGGGAGCUCGGGCGGGUCAAAACUGCGCUCGGACGACAUCCUUGCGAAGGGCGCGCGGGCAACAGUGCUCAUUGCACCCCCGGGCAUGGAGCCAUCCGACUACACGCAGCGAUGGGCACGGGGUGGACGAGGGCGAGGGCGAGGUCGAGGCGGCAGGCGCGGAGGAGGUGGUGGCCGGGGAAGCCAGGGUGCCGCAGGCCGGAUGGACGUCGAGUGAGAUGUCAGGCAGUCGAUGGUUAUUUUGUGAAGGCCGUGCUUGGUCGGUGUGGGUGGUGGAGUGCUCGCUCACGGACGGUCUGCUGAUGCGCCACACUCAGCAUUUUACAG
Messenger RNA from Laetiporus sulphureus 93-53, 956 nucleotides. RefSeq lists its product as uncharacterized. Bases 10 to 846 code for a protein of 278 amino acids. The record is from RefSeq and is a predicted model, not a curated record. NCBI's taxonomy places the organism in Eukaryota, Fungi, Basidiomycota, Agaricomycetes, Polyporales, Laetiporaceae. Gene Ontology annotation, molecular function: RNA binding. The transcript is spliced from 4 exons.